This is a messenger RNA of Hyaloperonospora brassicae, 2430 nucleotides long. NCBI's taxonomy places the organism in Eukaryota, Oomycota, Peronosporomycetes, Peronosporales, Peronosporaceae. The record is from the annotation of a GenBank genome assembly.
AUGCUCGUGGCAGCGCCUCAGACUCCAAUGGCGAGCGUCGAGGCGGCGUCGACCGGCACCAGCUCUCUUAGCGCCUGUUGCACAGCCACAACCCCAACAAUAUCCACAACAACCACAACAACGACGACGACAACAGCAGCAGCAGCAGCAGCGACGCGGGCCAUGGCGCGGCACGACCUCUGCACGGACAGCAGCGCCGACGCGAGUGCGGGCGACGAAGACGUGGCCGAGAAACAACAAGCGGAGCGCGCGGGCGCAGCGGCUCUGGUGACGUCCGACGCGCAGUCAGCAGCGCCGAGCAAGCGACUCGUCCGUCGCGGCGAGGUCAAUUGCCGCUGGCUGUACAACCAGGUGCAGGCGUCGCGGGGGAUGAUCCUCAUUGAUACGCGCAGCAAAGCCGAGUACGAGCAAGACUCGAUCCCCUCGGCCCUCUCGAUUCCGCCCAUGGCAGGCUGUGAGACACUGGAAGACGUGGAGAAACAGCUCGUGGACGACCAGCGCUACUUGUUUUCCAGCAAGAAGCGAAAGCUGCGGGACGUGGUGCUGUUUGGAGACGCAGUGAAGAAGUCCGUGGCGGACGACGGGGUGGACGCUAAACACAACGCGAGUGGCAGUUGGCUUCGACAGCUCGAACAGCUCAUCAUUGACGACGGACUCGUGACGAGUGUCAAGCUCAUGUACGACGGCUUCUUGACGUUCAAGUACCGGUACCCGUUUUACACCACGUCGGCACUCAUCGACGAGAUCUCGGGCCAACUGAAGCGGACGAAGAGCGGGACGCACAACCUGAAUUACCCGAACGAAGUCCUCGAGGGGUUUUUGUUUCUCGGCAAUAUGUGGCACGCGCAGAGCAAACAGGUCAUGUCGCAUCUUGCGAUCACCCACGUCGUGAACGCGAGUCUGGAUGUGGGCAACACGUUCGAAAGCGACGGCGUCAAGUACUUGAACGUGACGAUCAAAGACCGCCCGGAAGCAGACAUUAGCUUGUACUUUGACGCGGCGUACCGGUUCAUCGAGUCGGCCAAGCGAACGCAACAUGGCCGCGUCCUCGUGCACUGUACGCAGGGCAUUUCACGCUCGGCGACCCUCGUGAUCAUGUAUCUGAUGCGCGCGAACAAAUGGUCGCUGGUUACGGCCGUGAACUUUGCCUUGGCUAGUCGGGGCGUCGUGUACCCGAACCAAGGGUUCGUCAAGUCCCUCAUGGUGGAAGAGUUCCGUCUGUACAAGGGAAACAGCAUCACCUCGGACGAGGUCGACACGUUGCUGCAGAACUUGAUCCCAGAUCGACCUGUUCCGCUCCAGUCGCAAUCCAACAAGACGGAAAACUGCUCGCGGUGCCACAAAAUGUUUUCGCUGCUGGAAUGGAAGCACAAGUGCAGCUACUGUCGCAAAGCCUUUUGCAGCAAAUGCACCAACACGCGACUGGCGAACCCGGAACGUGAGAAAAGUGCUGCGAGCAAUAGUGUAGUGGACGAACAGCGUCCUCGACGUGUGUGUCAAGUGUGUGUGAGCAGGUUGUGGCAGAUCAACUUGCCACGGUCGCGGAAGGGGCUUCAAUCGCGCAUGCAGCAACGUUGCAAGCACCUGAACGUCAACAGUUUGUCGACAUUUGGGCGCACGGUGUGCAUCUCGUACUUCGAAGGCACGGAGCCACAGGUGAUCAUGGACGUGCUCAAAGUUCGCUUCAGCGUCAAGGAAAACCAAAUCAUCGAUAUCUCACGAGACGACGGCGAGCCCAUAACCUGUGUAGACGAGAUUGGAGGGUUGCCCGACGAAGCUGAAGUGUUUGUCUCUGUGGGAAAAGCUGGCAACAUCCAGGAGCACAAUCAGCGUGGAGCGAGGCAGCAGCCGCAAGGUCCGUCCGCUGCGUCGAGAAGUUACAGCAAUCACCGUCAGCCGCAGCCACGCCAUCAACACGAGCGCUCGCGCCAGCAGUUCAGACGCGAGUUGCAGUCCCCGCGAGACCAGUUUCUCCGCGAACGCAGCUCAUCCGAAGGCAUCGUCGAUACGCUGCAACAACUCGAAAACAGCAAUCGUCAUCCAGAUGCACCUCGCACUCGGUCUUUUCAGCUGGAGACUUGUCACGUCGAAGCGAGCGCGGAUAUGUCCCUCAGCGUCGAAGACCCUGAGCUGGCAGAGCGCAAGUUUCGCGAGCUGUGGAAUCUGUCGUUUCCUUCGAUGGGUGUCAUCGAGCGAGCGGCGCUGCUCAAGAUCAAGCGCCCGACGAUCCUCAUGGACGUGAUGCUCGGCAUGAGCAGUCUCUCUUGUGGUGCGCUCACGCUCCAGGAGUUCAGCCAGCGCCUGAUCGAGCUCGGAUACGCCGACUCCGAUCGCCAGGCUGUGGUCUCGCUCUUGGAUACGGCACGCAGCGCCGACAAGACGGAUCCUCGUUUGAACCGCAGUUCAGAGACGCUGAAUCUAUACGAGUAG